Molecule: messenger RNA, 5022 nt
Organism: Mirounga angustirostris (Northern elephant seal)
Lineage: Eukaryota; Metazoa; Chordata; Mammalia; Carnivora; Phocidae
Gene: MSANTD7
Product: Myb/SANT DNA binding domain containing 7
Exons: 1
Coding region: 1-444 (147 amino acids)
Source: RefSeq, a predicted model, not a curated record
AUGACCAGACUGGCUGUGUCCGGUGAGCCCAGUCCCUGCGCCAGUACCAGCCGAAACACUCCUGGGGUGGCCUCCACACAGCGGCCUCCGGUCGUCUCCUCCAGAGUUCCUUUUGUUUCUGGUGGGGAUAGGCCUUUGACCAGUGAGCCCCCUCCAAGGUGGGCAAGGCGAAGAAGGCGGUCAGUGGCCAGGACUAUUGCAGCUGAGUUGGCAGAAAACAGGAGGUUGGCACGAGAACUUUCAAAGCGUGAGGAAGAAAAGUUGGACAGGCUGAUUGCUAUUGGUGAGGAGGCCAGUGCUCAGCAAGACACUGCCAACGAGCUCCGCAGGGAUGCUGUGAUCGCAGUCAGACGCUUGGCAACAGCAGUCGAAGAGGCCACCGGUGCUUUUCAGCUAGGGCUUGAAAAAUUGCUUCAGAGGCUAAUUUCAAAUACCAAAAGUUAGGAAUUGAUUACAAAAGAGUCUCCUUCCUAAACUGGUAGAAGCCCAGUUCCAACACCUGCCUCUUGGCACCCUGGCUCCUUUUACAGGUCCUUCGGGAAAAAAGAGUGGAUGAACCGUUAAUACGCAGAGUGGCAGGAAGAUCCGUGCUAGUUGCUUUUCCCAAGCUUCUCCACUAAUGGAAAGACCUCUGGGAUGUGUGAGGAGUGGUCUAAUAGAAAACAGGUGGAGCCGAGUCCAGAGAGCUGAGCUGUGGCUUUCCCACUGAAGCGAGGCAGUUGAGUUUCCCUCUACACCGGUUUCCUCAUCUGUAAAAUGGGGGCUAGGUGGUAACUCCUGACCUGCCUACCUCACAGGGUUGUUGUGAGGAUCAAAUGGCUAAUAGAUGUGAAAGGGUUUAGAAGUUUGAAAGCACUACACACUGUACCCGUGUAAGUUAUUAAUGUAUACGACCUUGGCCAAGGUAAGGCUAGGGUGAGGCACAUUAGUUGACAAGAUAGAGAAUUGUGGUGUAUACGAUGACCUCAUUGCUUGAAUCUUCACUAGUUUAACUUGACUGCUUCUUGUAAGAUCUUCAUUUUUUUAAUUCCUCUAUAUAGCUCAUUAGACUAAGGUAGAUCCACGGAUUUGUACUUUUAUCUCUUAUGUUUUCACUGCUGUGUCUAUGACACACCUACUAGUAAGCACUCAAUGGUCAAACCGUCAUUCUCUCCAUUUUACUAGUUCUUGGUGUCUUAUCACUAUAAGGAUAUAAUUCAGAACGGACAGGGAGCCACAGUUGUGUGUUUUGAUUCAUAUUGAUAAUCUUCAAUAUAAUGAGGUAUUGGCUGUUUUAUAAAAUAUUAAAUGUAAGCAAAUUCUUUGCAUUCCAUAUCAUUUGGGUCCCUUUAUAUGCAUAAUUACAUAUCUUUAGGUUGGGUGUCAUUUGAACAACACGUGGAAACAAUUUAGAAUCUGUUUUCCAAAUGCUUUUAGCUACUUUCUUUUCUGUUAGCCUUUUUUUUCUGUCUCGUAUGUUACAGAAGGCAAGCCUUAGAAAACUUUCCUUCUAGGGAACUUUCUGAAGUCACUUUUUCCUCAUAUUCUGUAGACAGAUGUUCACUUUGUUAAUGGCACAUGGUGGAAGAGGACAGCUUUGGGAACGAUUGAGGAUGUUGUGGAUAAAGACGGCCUGCAGUAGAUAACUCCUUUUAAGCACAAAGCCCUCAACAAACACACCCCCUUUCCCCCCAAAAUAUACACACUUCCUCUAGGAGAUACGAAGGUGUUGAGCCAUACUUUCAGUUUACUUUAGAAGGAAUGCCAUUACUGGCCAUCUUAAACUAACUUAAAGCUUUUAAGUGGUUUACUUAGUACUUUCAGGAAAUACAAAUAGGAGCCUUGGAAUUUAAAAGGCUUUCCUCCAGUCUACAGGCUAAAAAAAAUAAAUAAAACAAGUGCGGGCAUGUUUAAGGAGAUUUUGUUUUACAUUUUGUAGGCUUGGGUGCUUACCUAAAAGCCGGCAAUAUAGAUAGGUAGAGAAGUAGUCAAAACACCAGUGGGAAUAUACCUGGAACCAUGAAUAGAUGGCAAGCACGCAAGCUGCCCUGAUGAACGGGUGGUGAAUGUAGAGAGCAGCUGGUUUGGUAGAACACACUGGACUCCAGUUAGAACUGGGUUCUAUCCCUGUCGCAGUUUGUUACGUCGGGCAGAUGACUUGCCCUUUUUGUGCCUCAGUUUCUUUAAAAUGAGAGAUUUGUACUAGAUGACUUUUCUAAUACCUUCCAGUUCUAAAAAAAAAUUCUGUGAUAAGCAUAACACAGGCAAAGUGAAAUUUUAAUUGCAAUGUUUUCAGUCACAGCCACACACUGUAUGUUUGAAUUAGUGGUAACAAUUGUAUUUUAAGGAAGCAUUCUGUGGUAUUAAUAUUUAUUAAUAUACUCAGCUUAAAUAAGCACCACACCAUACAAAGGUUCCUUGCUUUAAAGAAGCAUAUAUUAAGGCAGUGAAAUGGAUAUAUAUCUAUAUAUGUGCAUUUUCUCAAUUGUUUUAGGCCUUUAUAUGGAGGGAUCUGUGUCAUUUAUAACUGGAUAACACUAAUGUAGAUACGUAGACUUUCUGGAAAAACAGGGAAGUACUUGAAGAAGAGUUAGACCUGUACUAUAUUCUAUUAAGGGUAGCAAAGUGCAUAGGCAGGGAUUUAUUUGAGAUAGGAGAAGUGCUAAAAGAACAAAAGUGGAGUUAAACUCGGAAGGUAGUAUUGCGAAAAUCUUUUGGGUGAAAUAACGUUAAUGUGAGAAUAAAAUUAAAGGGAAAGUUCCUAAUGAAAUAAACAGAUAAAGAGGCGAAAUAUUGUUAAGAGGAGGCCAUGUGAGUGAGAACAAGCUCAGAAAUCCUGCCUAAGCUCUAGGCCCAGCCAUUUGUCCCUGCCCGUCCUUUGGCAGGUCAUUUUACCAUUCUGUGACUCAGGUCCUCACCUCACCACCUAAACCAGUAACGCUCCUACCUACCUCCCAGGAAUGUUGUGAGGGCCAAAUGAACAGAUGAAUGUAAAAAUACUUUCAGACACGGAAGGCACUGUGUUGUGACAGGAACGGGGAAGAAGACCCUGGGGCACGUUAGUGCUGCCGUGUGCCAGGUCCCACAGCCUGCUUUCGGUACAAGAGACCUUUAAGGAAGGACGAGGAAGAGGAAGUAGCGUUGCUUGUAGAGGUGGUGAUACAGUGGUGGGAUUAACACUGCCUCCUAACGACCAUGAUGUAAAUGAGGUGCUGUGUAUGCCAACUUCCCACCGUCCUUUGUGUUUCUGUUACAUGAUUUAAUCCUGGUGUGAACAAAUAAAGUUUUUACUUGUAUGUACUUGUGGGUCAGUCCACUGCUUUCUGGCGAUAUCUAUGACCAUUUGUCGUCACCUCCACACUCUGCUUGCUUUUUCUUACUAGCUAAUCUCCAGGGUCCUGCCUGUAUAUGGCCCUAAGAGCUUUGUGUGCUUCCUGUCCUUACAUGAGAAGGGCCCCUUUGCAGGGCAGUUGAGAAAUAAUUCUCCAUUUCUAAAAGUUAUUUAAAUUCCCUAAUACAGGCUUUCCUGGCAAAUUAUCUGGUCUUAGAUAGCUCACAGAUAGUUUGUAGAUAACAGGGUAAAUUGUCCUGGUUGACUAAAAUUCUGUUCUGAAGAAAACAACUGGUAAGUGUCAUGCUGAAAUUAUAUUGGUGCAAAAAAAUUACUAUGGGCAGACUUCAUCUUUUUUCUUACUCUUAAAAUAGUUGUGCAGGAUGUAGUCUAUAGAUUGGAUUUAGAGACAGGAAGGAAGGGGGGGAAAGCUUAGGUGAAAAGAAUACUGCACUUUGUAUUAAAGAUCUGGAUUCCAAUCCAUUCUGCCAUGAAUUAACCAUGUGACUUUGGGCAAGCUCCUUACCUGUUUGCCUAUCAAUUAUUAGGUAAUGGAGAAGGAAGUAUGAGGAAUCCUCAAGUGUUCUAGACAGAUUUCUGAGCCGCAUUAGUUCAUCUUAAACUCCUUUUGUCUUCCUCUUAUUUACACAGGUUAGGGUCCUCAGAUGUUCAGUAACUGCAGCAGAUAGUCACUAUUAAUUUUCAACUCCUCUUAUUAAAACUGAUCUCUGAAUGAAAUAGCUAUUUCACCUUGGAAGAAGAGUUGACCGGAAGGGUUUACUUUAAUUUCUAGAUGAAAUUAAGCCAAGGAUCAAAGACUCCUAUCACUGCUCAAAGGGGCAGAAGUACUUUAGUUGUUUACCUUCUUACUGGGAGGCAGCUGGUAAAAUGCAAAAAACACUACCCUGCUAGAGAAGACUGGGUACUGACCCUGCCCCUUGUUAGCUUAUAAAUCAUUGAUUCUCUAUGAACCCCUUAUCUCUAAAAUAAUAACCUGCCAAAUUAACCCCACUUAGCAGUUGUGAAGAUUGAGGUAAUAAUAGAUAAGAACAUUUUGUAGUCUGUGCAAAUUGGUAUUUUGAGCAACAUUACACCCAUUGUUAAUUUUUUCAUUGCCAUACACAUUUACUACUUUGAUAUAGGACAUUAUAGAUCCAUCGAUCUGCAGUAUAUUGCACCUUUCCAUAUAUAACAUACGUACUUCUCAGUUUUUUUGACUUCGGGUGUUGGUUCAUGUUCAGAAGCCAAGAAACAAAGAUGGUGUUAGGUAUUCUGGUUUGCCCUUACUUUGGAAUCUUUUUUUUUUGCCCUUUUCAUCUCAGUGAUUGGGUCUUCAAGAUCAUAGAUGAGAGAGAACAUGACAUAAAAUCACUGAUACUAGGAAAAAUGACCCCCCAGAUGUAUGGCAUCUCUUAAUAGCAAGAUCAGAACAAAUAAGAGCUAUUUACUUUUCAAAUGUGAAGAUUAACACUUUAAUAGAAUCACUAUAACCAUUGUAAAUACUGUAUCCAUUUAAUUCUAUUCUCUAUAUCAUGAUUUAUUAAUAUUAAGCAACUUAAUAAUUGUAUUUUUACAUUUGUUUAGUGGUAUUGAAAAAUAUAGUCUUUAUUACACAUCAACAAUACUGAUUUUAAUAUUUAACUAUCUUUAUCUUUAUGGACAGCUCUGAUGAUCCACAGGCUCAGAAAUACAUCACGGAAAGUAAAUGUUUA